AUGCGUGAGAUAGUGCAUUGGCUGCAAUGGAGGCAAGAUACAGAUACACCAAAGAUAACUGGUCGAUCAUUUCCGCCAGCGAUAUGCAUUCAGAUUGUUCUUCCAGAGGAUACACUCCCGGCGAAAUCGUGCGGAGAGCCUGCGGUGCGGCAUAGCGGUGAUGAAAUUCGAGGCCAUUUAGAGGUUACCACCUGUGGUACAUUCAAUUUCGAAGUCACUCUUGCUUUUGAAGGUGUCGUUCGAACAUGGCUUGGGCUCCAAAACGAUGGCGACCCUAGUCAUCUUCCACCGUCAGCUGAGUUACAAUUCUUACAAGAGACCCAAAAACUGUUUUCAGACUCAUCGAUCAGAAUCAUCGAAGGCCCAUUCUGCAAACAUCGAUUACCAUUUCGAUUCAUCGUCCCCCACCAACUCAUUUCCGCUCAUUCAGACGUCCAUUCCGAUUUCCUGAAACUAUCUCCUUCAACCAAACAAGGACACGAAUUCUGGGCUCCAACAACCAAGAAGAUGUUUCGGCAGCCGAUGAUCGUCUAUAUGGUCCGCAUCAAGCGCAUUACUACGGAUAAAGUUGUAGAGAACUUCAUGCGGUCGACUUAUCAGCGUGAAAUAGCCGUCAUGCCCCAUACGCCUCUAGCUCCGCCUCUUUCAAUAGAGGCGUUUCCAAGAGAAUACAAGCCCUGUGUAACGAGACUGGUGAGGCAGCACAGGUGGACACGACCCUUUGGAUCCAUAAGACUGUCAGCCGCAGAGCCUCCACCGUUAAAUGUCUUAGCUUCGAGAUAUAUUCCAUCAACGACGGCAACCUUAAGUCUUGCUUUUAUAGCAAACAGGCUCCAUGACUCGGAUAUACGACCAUGCGAAGAAUGGAACUGUGAGGUGCGGUACUACUUACGGAUCAGAACUUUUUACUCGACGCGCAAAAUGCAGCAGAUGCCAACCUUCUCGGCGACGAAAAGGGAUCCAUAUCUGGAAGUCCGAGAAAUUAGGACGACUCUAGAAAUCCGAGAAUACUCUGGACUAUGUUGGAGUAAGGACGACAGGUAUCAAUGGAAAGCCACUCUCAAGGUUCCCAUAAGGACGAUCAAGAAACUGUUGCCGACAUUUCUUAAUCAGUUGUCAGCGCGGCAGUAUGCUAUAGUGGUUCAGUUGAGCAUCAAGGGACUUGUUCAUGGGGUGCUGGAGCUGGUACUGCCGCUGCAGGUUGUUUAUUACCCGGGGGGAGAGGAGCUUGGGGACGGAGCUGAGGAUGGUGAUGAUCUAUCUCCUCCCCGGCAAGAGUUCAUGGCAUCUAAUGUUGACUUAUUGCCUCCUCCAUACGAGUUAUAA
Molecule: messenger RNA, 1326 nt
Organism: Mollisia scopiformis
Lineage: Eukaryota; Fungi; Ascomycota; Leotiomycetes; Helotiales; Mollisiaceae
Exons: 3
Coding region: 1-1326 (441 amino acids)
Source: RefSeq, a predicted model, not a curated record